GGUGGCGGCAAGUGAUGCUGCCCCAGAGCGACGGACGGACGGGACGCGCGACGAGCAACUGAUGCUCCUGACGCGCUGCUUUCCUUAGGUUUGUCAACGCUGCCUACUCCUCAGCACGCCUUAAUACCAGCUAUUGUUCGGUUGCCUUGCCUGAGGAGAUACGAAAUACGAAAUUAAAUCAAACUUAUAAGCAUGCCCACAUGCUGCCAAAGAUCGGAGCCACGGAGUCCUCGUACGGAUUGAUAAGAAAAAAAAAAAAAAACCUGGCUAGAGGGGCUAGCUAGUGUACCUAGGUAGCUAACGAGCCAAAAGCCUAAGCCUUAGAAAGGCUGCCGGCAGGCAUUUUGCGCGGCUCUGUCGAAGCUUCACGCGACAAGAGAAUCUGCGCUGCACCCGUGCGACCUUGCAGCAGUGCGCAUCCGAAGUCGCUCGAGUGCAAGGUGCAAAAAUGGAUGCCGUGCGCCGCGGCCUCGCGCGCGUGCACGCCCGGCUCGUGGACGGCGCCACGGCCCUGACCUGCAUCAGCCACAAGGCUCCCGCCCGCCUGCUGCCGCUGCACACGCCCGCCGCGGCGCGGCGCGGCGCGGCGCGCUGCGUGCUGUCGAGCCUCGGCGGCGGGCUCCUCCAGGGCGAUGCCAUCGCCGUCGAGGCGCGCGUCGGCGCGGGCGCGACGCUGCAGCUGUCGACGCAGGCCUCGACGAAGGUCUAUCGGGGCGCGCGCGGCGCCGCGCAGUCCCUGGACGCCGACGUAGACGCGGGCGGGUUGUUGGUCGUGACGCCGGACGCCGUGACGCCCUUCGCCGGGAGCCGUUACGAGCAAAAGCAGACCGUAACAUUGGCGGCGGGCGGCUCGUGCGUCGUCGUGGACUGGCUCGGCGCCGGCCGGAGCGCGAACGGCGAGCGCUGGCGGAGUUUGGCGUGUACAUCGCGGACGGCGUACGUCACCGCCUCGCGGACGUUGGUGGACGCCGUGGCGCUGCCCGGCGCCCACGCCAUCGACGCGACGGACGCCUGGUACGACGCGGUGGUCUCCUGCGUCUUCGCGGGGCCGCGCGCGCAAGAAACGGGCGAAAAAGCUCUGGCCGUGGCGCGGCGCUUGGCUGCUAUGCGGGGCGCGCGCGUCGCCGACGGUGCCCAGGCGGACGUGGGCCCCCUGGCGGGUGCGGUUUUGAUGGGCGCGGGCCGCGUCGACGACGAUCUCGUGGUCGCGCGCUUCUGCGCCGAGGCGCCCGAGGACGCCUACCGCAUUUUGAAAGAGGCGCUCGCGCCCCUGGAAGGUGCGCUCGGCGAGGCGCCGUACGCCGAGCGGCUCCACGGCGUCGGCGGGUUCGGACGGAGGGCGCGCGUGCCGGCGGAAGACGCGGUCGUGGAUGUGGCGGACGCGUCAUCGACGCCUAUGACGCCGGAGCACGUCCUCGCGCUGUCGCAGCUCGUCGACUCGGCGCUGCCGACGGGCGCCUUCGCCCACUCCGGUGGGCUCGAGGCGGCGGCGCAGCUCAACCUAUUGAGGGCGGACGACGAGGCGAGUUUGGUAAGGUUCCUGGGCCAGCUGCGGGCGUCGCACUACUCGCUAUAUGUGCCCUUCUUCGACGCCGCGUACCGCGGCGAGGAUCUUGCGGCCCUCGACGCGGCGCUCGACGCGCUCCUCGCGCCGGCGCCGCCCGCGCAACGGGCCUCGCUCGCACAGGGCGCCGGCCUGAGGCGUGUGGCGGGUGCCCUCGGCGGCGGCGUGCCGGAGGCCUGCGCCCACGGCGCCGUGGCUCUCGGCGCGCUGGCUCAUUCGCUCAAUCUGCCGCUGGCGGCCGCGCGCGACGCGUUCGCCUUCGCGGCGGUCCGCGACGCGUGCUCGGCGGCCGUGCGCCUCGGCCUCUGCCAGCCGACGCGCGCCGUCGCCGUGCAGCGCGAGGUCCUCGCGCGGCCCCGGCCCGGCGUGCCGGCGGUCGAGGACGCGGCGGCGGCGGCGCCGACCGUCGACGCGGCGCACUGCGCUCAUGAUUUGUUGGAGAUGCGGCUUUUUCGGAGUUGA
This is a messenger RNA of Pelagomonas calceolata, 2026 nucleotides long. Lineage: Eukaryota; Pelagophyceae; Pelagomonadales; Pelagomonadaceae. The record is from the annotation of a GenBank genome assembly.